Vigna radiata var. radiata (mung bean) is the source of this 1373-nucleotide messenger RNA. RefSeq lists its product as uncharacterized. Lineage: Eukaryota; Viridiplantae; Streptophyta; Magnoliopsida; Fabales; Fabaceae. The record is from RefSeq and is a predicted model, not a curated record. Bases 133 to 1053 code for a protein of 306 amino acids. The transcript has 9 exons.
UUUGGAAAAUUUGAUUUCAAAAGUUCUGAAAGUUACUUUUUUCAGUCACUGUAGGAAGCAGCAACCGAACUGAACUGCAGAGAUAUAGAAGGGUAUCAGAAAGAAGGAUAUUGAAUUGGUAACCCCAAUCUGAUGGAAGCUUCGGAUUUGGACGAAGGGAUGAAGGUGUUGGAUGCGUGUUUAACCAAUAUCAGUUGGCGCCUCAAACCUUCUUCCAAGCGUCGCUUACAAUUGGAUAUGCUUGCUCUGAUUACAAGAAUGCGACCGGUUGUAAUGGUGGACUACGGCGGAAUCAUGCCUCAACUCCAACACCACCUCUCUUCCCUCCUUCAACACGCACAAAAGGAAUCCCUAAUUUUCGAGCAUAUACGAUUGAUGGUUAUUCAAGAUAUGAUAUACUUAAUACACCUCAUCGAACUAACGCACUUUCUCAAUUCAACCUUCAACUCUCACCAGCCGUUGCUCUUUGUCGACCUUCAAUCCGAAAACCCUAAGAUGGUAACGAAAAUUGAGGAAAGCCAGUUAGCAAUGCAGCUUGUAUCGAUUCAGAGGUUGUUUUUGACGAUAUUCUCUCCUGAGAGAACCACUGACCCCUCUCCGUCGCAAGAUGUCAAAUGUACAGACGAAACCCACACAACUUGUCAGAGUCAGAGCUUACAUUCUCGUUCUACUAAUGACUGUAUUGAUCUUAGUGACUGCAUGGACAACACUGACAUCACUGUGCCGACGUUGAAUGGAUGGCUUCUAGGAUAUCCAGUGGUCUAUCUGUUUGGCAAGGAGCAUAUUGCAGACGCCAUUUAUAAUCUUUCGACCAAGUAUCUUCAUAUUUUUCAAGUGUUUGUCUGCAGGAAUAGUACCCUCAAGAAAGGGACCCAAGCCGAAGAGCUGUUAAGUUUUUCAGUGCCUUAUGAUCUAAGCAUGAGAGGGAGUAAUGAACAAUGGGCAGAGGCUUUUCUGGCUCACAUGCAAGCUAAGUGGGAAAGAUGUGCAAGUGCUUGGAAGUCGUUAAAGAUGGAGGAUAUUCAAAUUAUAAUCUUUCCAAAAGUGGGCUGAAAAUUGCAGAGCUGCCCUGAAUGACGACGUAACAAGUGAGAAUAAAGCAAGCACAGAGAGUAUGAUUUAUUUUGAUAAAAAAGGAAGGAAAGGAUGAUGAGAAGCAGAAAAACACGUGGUGGCCCCGGCCCCGGCCCAGCCUGAAAGAUACUUGUUUACAAGCCUAUCUUACUUGCAAAGCAUUCAGAAUGACCAUGACACAUCACCGCAAACGCAACAAACAUCUACGGAUCUACCAUACUCUGACAGCAUUAAAGCAUCCAAGAUUCAUCACAAGAGUAAAAGACAGAAAAGGCCUAGGUAAUUGAAGUGAAGUUAUU